AUGGGGGAAAAUGGUGAGUUAACAACACUGGCGAUGCAAAGGCCCAGAGCAUUUCUUCGUGUUACUUGUUACCACCAUGAAGGCGUCGUGCUGCCCCUCGUUCAGACCCCAUUAUUGAUCCGGCGGGGUAAAUCGGAGAGGAGCCCAGAUCUACGGCCCAGCAGCGCCAACAGGACGUCAGCCAGCAGGUCCUUUUACUGCGUCGAAAGAAACCGCUACUUAAACCUGUCAAAGGAAAAAUCACUGAUGUUAUCUCUUCGCCACAAAAGUAAGGAGCUUGCUCAGUAUGGAAAUGCAUGUAACCAGCCAGUGCGAGGUCUCAACAUGCAUGUCGUCAUGAAGGGGAAGGGGGUUUGUUGUCGUUUUUUGGUGCCGUCAUCUGCACAGCAGCCAAAAUAG
Molecule: messenger RNA, 399 nt
Organism: Histoplasma capsulatum G186AR
Lineage: Eukaryota; Fungi; Ascomycota; Eurotiomycetes; Onygenales; Ajellomycetaceae
Exons: 3
Coding region: 1-399 (132 amino acids)
Source: RefSeq, a predicted model, not a curated record